This is a messenger RNA of Pterocles gutturalis (yellow-throated sandgrouse), 903 nucleotides long. RefSeq names its product cAMP-dependent protein kinase type II-beta regulatory subunit-like. The transcript is spliced from 6 exons. The record is from RefSeq and is a predicted model, not a curated record. Gene Ontology annotation, molecular function: cAMP-dependent protein kinase regulator activity. The annotation marks the transcript as partial. NCBI's taxonomy places the organism in Eukaryota, Metazoa, Chordata, Aves, Pterocliformes, Pteroclidae. Gene Ontology annotation, cellular component: cAMP-dependent protein kinase complex. Gene Ontology annotation, biological process: regulation of protein phosphorylation.
CUUUAUCGCUGUAAUUCAUGGUAUUAAAAAAUAUAGUGAGAGGCUGCUUAACAAAGACCAGGACUGGAUUCUGCUCACUGUAUUUGUAUCUUUUAUUAACAGAGGUACAUAUGAUAUUUAUGUAAAAUGCGAUGGUGUUGGGAGGUGUGUUGGAACCUAUGAUAACAGAGGAAGUUUUGGUGAGUUGGCCUUAAUGUACAAUACACCCAGAGCAGCUACAAUUAUAGCUACCUCUCCUGGUGCCAUCUGGGGUUUGGACAGGGUAACGUUCCGAAGAAUCAUUGUGAAAAAUAAUGCCAAAAAGAGAAGAAUGUAUGAAAAUUUUAUUGAGUCAUUGCCAUUCCUUAAAUCUUUAGAAGUAUCUGAGCGUUUAAAAGUGGUUGAUGUGAUUGGCACCAAAGUGUACAAAGAUGGAGAACAAAUCAUUGCUCAGGGUGAUUUGGCUGAUUCUUUCUUCAUUGUGGAAUCUGGAGAAGUAAGGAUUAUAAUGACAAGGAAGGGUAAACAAGAUGUAGAAGAGAAUGGAGCCGUUGAAAUAGCUCGAUGCUCAAGAGGACAGUAUUUUGGAGAACUUGCUCUUGUAACUAACAAACCACGAGCCGCUUCUGCAUUUGCUCUUGGCACUGUCAAAUGCUUAGUUAUGGACGUGCAGGCAUUUGAAAGGCUUUUGGGACCUUGUAUGGAAAUUCUGAAAAGAAACAUUGCAAACUAUGAAGAGCAGCUACUUGCUUUGUUUGGAACAAACUUGGACAUUGCUGAUCCCAGUGCAUGAAACAAACAUUGGAGCAACAAGAUCUGUUACGAGAAUAUAGCACACUAGUGGUUAGUCCACUGAGAAAUUGUCUCUCUUCCUAUAGAUGCCAAGCAUUUUCUGUGAUUUUAAGAAUGGGUUUGGGGGGUAUU